Messenger RNA from Candida tropicalis MYA-3404, 927 nucleotides. It is a transcript of the gene MRPS9, whose product is annotated as mitochondrial 37S ribosomal protein uS9m. The coding region runs from base 1 to 927 and encodes 308 amino acids. The record is from RefSeq and is a predicted model, not a curated record. Lineage: Eukaryota; Fungi; Ascomycota; Pichiomycetes; Serinales; Debaryomycetaceae. Gene Ontology annotation, biological process: translation. Gene Ontology annotation, molecular function: structural constituent of ribosome; RNA binding. The transcript has a single exon. Gene Ontology annotation, cellular component: ribosome; mitochondrial small ribosomal subunit.
AUGACUUCAAGACUUAUUACAAGGUUCAGAGGGCUUCAUAUACCUCAAAGACCAUUCCAUCAAUCAGUUUUACAAUUCAACGAAGUCAGAAGAGAUUUUCAACGACAAUCAAAAUUCCAAAGAAGAUCUCAAUACCGUCCACCAACACAAGUUACUGAAAACUUGACCAUAGAAGAAAUUAACAGAAUUAGAACUGUACCUACUUUAAAUACCUUUUACGGUGGUAACCCAAUUCAUGAAGACAAUGUUAAUAAAUUAAAAGCUUUAUUAAAGAAGUACCAAAGCUUACCAACAAGAUCAGUUCCAGAUGAAGAAAUUAAAAAUCAAAAAUUCAUUGGUUUUGAUGAUUAUACUAAAAUAACCAAAUCUGGUACAAGAGUUAAAAAUAUUCAUUAUCGUGAAUUAAUUACCCUUUUGAAUAGAUUAAGAAGUAUUGAUUUACAAUUGAUGCCAAUUGAAGUUUCCAAAGUUUUGAAGGAAUACUCCAGUAGUUCAUUGAAUAAAAUUGUUCAAGUUGCUAAGGAAAAAACUUUGGAUAGUUUCGGUAGAGCUAGAGGUAAAGCUAAAAGAAAGCUGUGUGAAGCAAAAGUUUACCUUGUUAAAGGUGAAGGUGAAGUUUUAGUUAACGGUAAAUCAAUCAUUGAAUAUUUUCCAAACAUUUAUGCCAGAAAGAAUAUUGUUUAUCCAUUCCAAGUUAUUGAUCAAGAAGGUAAAUAUAAUGUUUUUGCUCAAGUUUCUGGUGGUGGUUACACAGGUCAAAGUGAAGCUAUAAUGUAUGCUAUCUCAAAGGCUUUAGUUAUCUUUAACCCAUUAUUGAAACCAAGAUUGUCUAAAGCCGGAUUAAUGAAGAGUGACUCUAGAAUUGUUGAAAGAAAGAAACCAGGUAAACUUAAGGCUAGAAAAUCUCCAACAUGGGUCAAACGUUAA